ACAAAGCUGCAAGAGUGUAGAGUGUUGAGUAGGCACGCAUCAAGACAGGCAGAGAUUUGCACAUCCGAGCAUCAAAGACAGGAUACCUUCAUCAGGCUAACGCACCCCUCAGACAUCAAGGAUCAUGGCACUUUCAGGGAUGAUGAGAGACGAGGACAUCAAGGCUGCAGUCCAGGCUUGUCAAGCUCCAGGCACAUUCGACUACAAGUCAUUCUUUGCACAAGUAGGUCUGAGUGACAGGCCUGAGGUUGAUGGCCAGAAAGUGUUCACAGUCCUGGACCAGGACCAGAGUGGAUACAUAGAGGAGGAGGAGCUUAAAUUUUUCCUGCAGAACUUCUCCUCGGGAGCCAGGGAACUCACCGUGACUGAGACCAAGACCCUGCUGUCAGCGGGAGACAGAGAUGGGGAUGGCAAGAUCGGAAUGGAAGAGUUCUGCGCUUUGCUGAAAUGAAGGUUCCCUUCUCAUCAUGGUUGUCUAUUUUUCUUCUGUAACCUUUUACAAUGUAACAAUUUGUAACCUGUUACAAUGUAACCUUUUACAAUGUAUGGAACCCCAAACACCUCUCUUGUUGAAUGGAAGGAUUACCAACUCAGCAAAUACUUGACUGACACUGUCUCUAGUUUGGUGUUUUGGAGCACUAGUCCCUAGGCAAACAUAAUUAUCGACUUAGAUGUGCAUUAUAUUGAACAUUUGAUCAAUUAAGCAACUG
This is a messenger RNA of Osmerus eperlanus (European smelt), 710 nucleotides long. It is a transcript of the gene pvalb5, whose product is annotated as parvalbumin 5. Gene Ontology annotation, cellular component: cytoplasm. The record is from RefSeq and is a predicted model, not a curated record. Gene Ontology annotation, molecular function: calcium ion binding. NCBI's taxonomy places the organism in Eukaryota, Metazoa, Chordata, Actinopteri, Osmeriformes, Osmeridae. Bases 125 to 451 code for a protein of 108 amino acids. The transcript is spliced from 5 exons.